CGCCAAGCACUUUGCUGCUGUGGCCGCUUCUCUUUUAUUUCUUCCCCCCAUUCACCCGUCACCCCCUUCUGUCACUGUCAUUUCCUCGGUCAAGCAACGGCUCUCGGUCACAAACUCUUCGCCGGCGCGCGUCGCCACUCCGCCGCUCUGUUCUUACUUCAUCAAAACUUUUCCUCUUCUUCUCCCAACUCCAAGCCAACGGCCAGUGUCACUUAAAAAGACGCCUCUACUCCCUUGUACGCUAACAAACUUUUGGGCGGGAUAGCCACCCCCCAGUGGUGCAACUCUUCCACGGCGUAAGUUCGCCCACGCUGUAGUUCCAUCGCCGCUUCAUUCUCAAGUCUUCAUACUGCCAGGACUGGAAAACUUACGCCGCAAUCCUUCUUUUGGAAGAGGAAGACGACCUCGGGGAACUUUUAUCUACGGGGACGAAAUCUACUCUGCACUCCAAGCUCGGAUUAUCUACUUGAUCCCGAAAAAAAAAAAAAACCCCACCGACGUUACCUCGGAAGCUCGUCCCGUCCAUUUCUCGCGAAGUCGUCGGUGCAGAAAUACUGCAAUAAGUGAUCCCGGUGUGUGUUGCCCUUUCUGGUGUGUUUUUUAUUACGUGUGAUACGUGUUUUGUGUUUGUCGUCGUAUUUAUUAGGCAUCGCGAGUGAGAGAGCCGUGAAGACCUGUCACACAAGUCUUCUGCUACUUACCUGGCCGCCUCUUCGUGUGAGGUUCGACGUAACUCAGCGGCGUGUUUCGAGCAAAAGAGGGCCUCGAGGACCGCAAGAAAAGAGGGUCCCCACAACCGUUCGACCUUGGAACGCCGCAGGUGUGCCGAGACACAAUUUUUUUUCUUCUUCUUCUUUGUACGUGAAGCGGCGCCUCCCAGCAUAAAUCGUCCCAGGUCGCCUUGUGGAAUUCAAGACCCGAAAAACUUUUCACUCGGGGAGAAGAAAAGAAGCCUUUCAACCAUUGCUCGGGGAGGGACUUUCUUUUGCAGCUCAAAGCGGCGUGACACCGCAACAACAACCCUUUUGGUUCGCUUCUUAUUUCGCCGCCUUUGAAAACUCAUAACCCACCCGAGGACAGGAUCCGAACUUAGGACCACCGCACUGAGCUUCAGCGGCGUCGGCGGCGUGGGUGUUGUGAUCUUUCGGUUUUUUGACCACGCAGUUGCGCGAGUUCGCGCGCUUUUUUUUUCUCUUGUUCCCUGGAACGGCGGGUUCCCGCGAGACCGUACCGACGACAGAUAGCGAUCGCUUGUGCAUUUUUUUGUGUGCUUUUUGUAUCGAGGGUGCGCGGGUGUGUGCGUGAGCGGUGCGACGCCUGAGAGUGAGAGCGCGAAAGUUUGAAGUGGCGAGAGGAAUUCUUCCCUUCUCCUUGCGUGUUGACAGUCGACGUUUCACCUUCUUCUGUGCAAAAGUGUGUGCGAAAGAGAGCAAGUAACCAAAAUGCGUGGAUCGGACGAGCUGCUGACGCAGACCAACGCCGUGAGCAAUGGAACCAUCAUGAGCCCACAGAACAACCACAGUGAUAACAACAAUGAUGCCAAAAAGGUAAAGCUCGACACAGGCGGCAAAGUGGUGGUCGGAGCGGGCAAGCCCUCGCGGGUGGUGCACAUCAGGAACAUCCCGAACGACGCGACGGACACGGACAUCGUGCACCUGGGCGUGCCCUUUGGCAAGGUGACCAACGUGCUCCAGCUCAAGGGCAAGAACCAGGCGUUCCUCGAGAUGGCCGACGAGGGCUCAGCCGUCGCCAUGGUCGACUACUUCGCCAAGGCCUCGCCGACCGUGCGCGGCCGGGUGGUCUACGUCCAGUUCUCUAACCAUCGCGAGCUCAAGACAGAUAACGUCCAUGGUGCUCUGGCCAACCAAGGAGGCGAAGGUGGUGGCGCUAACACGGUGCUGCGUGUCGUGGUGGACAACCAGAUCUACCCAGUGACACUGGACCUGCUGCACAGCAUCUUCAGCAGGGCAGGAAAGGUCCUCAAGAUUGUCACCUUCACCAAAAGCAAUUCAUUCCAAGCCCUCAUUCAGUUCAGCGAUGUCAUGGGUGCCCAGGCAGCAAAGCUGGCCUUGGAUGGGCAGAGCAUCUACAACGCGUGCUGCACGUUACGCAUCGAGUACUCCAAGCUGACCAACCUCAAUGUUAAGUACAACAACGACAAGAGCCGCGACUUCACAAACCCCACCCUGCCCACCGGGGAUCCCACCCUCGACAUUGGACUGGCAGGUUCGUUGGGUAUACUGGCGUCCCCGUUUGCUGCCGCCGGCCCGGGCCUGACCUCCCCACUAACCGCUGCCUAUGCCGCCAGCGCCACAGCAGGGCUGCCCCUGGGUGGCUUCGCCCUGUCGCCAUCGGCUCCGUCCGCAGCCACCGCUCUCGGCAUGGCCGGUAUCCGGCUUCCGGGACAGGCCACUACGAGCUGCGUGCUUCUGGUGUCCAACCUCAAUGAACAGAUGGUCACGCCCGACGCUCUCUUUACCCUUUUUGGUGUGUACGGCGACGUGAUCAGGGUGAAGAUCCUCUUCAACAAGAAGGAUAGUGCGCUCAUUCAGAUGGCCGAGCCACAGCAAGCACAACUAGCCAUGAGCCACUUGGACAAGAUCAAGGUGUACGGGAAGCCCAUCCGGGUGACACCCUCCAAGCACCACAUAGUGCAGCUGCCCAAGGACGGGCAGCCGGACGCCGGCCUCACCAAGGACUACAUCAACUCUCCCCUGCACCGUUUCAAAAAGCCCGGCUCCAAGAACUACCAGAACAUCUACCCGCCCUCGGCCACCCUCCACCUCUCCAACAUCCCGCCAACGGUAUCUGAAGAGCAGAUCCGGGAGGCUUUCACGCAAACCGGCGGCACAGUGGUGGCCUUCAAGUUCUUCCCGAAAGACAGAAAGAUGGCCCUUAUCCAAAUGGGCUCUGUUGAAGAAUCUGUCACGGCACUCAUCAAAAUGCACAACUACCAGCUGAGCGAUUCCAAUCACCUGCGGGUCUCCUUCUCCAAGUCGACAAUCUGAGCUCGCCGAGCCCCGUCUCCUUCCUCCUCUUUCCCCACGUCGUCGUCGCGAGACCUGGUGUGGUGAAACUGAGCUGGAAGGGUCUGGUGACCGAAGAGGCCGAGACUGCUGAGAUAAGAAGAAGCAACAGCAGCAACAAAGUGGGACCCAAAAAAAGGAAGAAAAAAAAAAAGUGUGCGACAGAAGGCACAGCGAAACAUUGCCACGGCAAGCGGAAAGCAAGGCAUCGUCCCAUUUUUUUUUUUUCUUUCAAAAGGACUGCAGUGCGACGCGGCGCGAUGCCGCUGGGCACGCAUCGGUUGUGACGUCCGGAAAGACGUCGGGGGGGACAACAGAAACGCGGCAGGGUAAUCUGCACAGGGAGGGGGUGAAAUUUUAUGUUUCCACUUUUUUUUUUUUCGAUUUGAGAGUUCGUGGCUGCACCUCGUUUGUACAUCAAAAAGGCUGAGCCUGACUUUUUCAGAGGUAGUCUAUUGUGAGGGCCGAAGACUGGGGGCACUUUUUUUUUUGUUUCGCGUGGAAAGGCGCUGCGCUUCCACCGCCUUCCGUUUUGACCCCUGUCCCCCUUUUUAAAUUUUUUCAUCUUAACAUGUGUACAUCAUUAUAUAAAGGUUGUCUGCGGCGGGUCUGCAGAUUACUUUUCCGUUUCUUUACAUUUGAAUUCAAAAUAGCAAGCAGAAAUCAGCAGCAACAUGAGUAAUGAAAUUUUCUCCACGCAUUCAUCCCCCCGAACCUCUCCUUCCAUGCCUUUCACAAUAUUGUUGAGAGGUAAAUGUUAUACAUCUGCACCAAAUAUAUCAGCCCCUCUGAGCCCCUCAUUUCUGCUUUGUGUGGUGGUUUUGACUUGUGGCCUUUUAUUGGCUGAGAGCCACUUUAACUGCGUAAUGAAAUUACCGUUGAAGCAUCUGUACACAGAAGUGCAGUUUAUUUUGUAAGUUCGGUGCGUGCAGAGUGCAAGGCUGGUUUCCCGAGAGGGCAUGGACGAUGGCGAACCAUCGAUUGCAACUAGGCACUUCAAAAUGGGGCAGAACGAAUUUCAAGCACUGUUGUGGUAUGUUCACCUUGGUUCAUGGAAUGUUAAAGUGAACAGUAGAGAGAGGCAGCACCGUUACCUGCGGAAAUUGUGGCAGUCGCGUCACGUGUGUGCAUCCAUGCAAUGCUACUGUAGCAGUACGUUCUGUUAGCGUUAUCAAAGCACGCUGUAUUGGUAAUUACACGUCAAGAUAACUGGGCCUUAAUCAAAAGACACAUUGAAUGCUCUCACGGUACCAACCUGCACACUGCACACACACAGCAAGCAAAUGCUGAGCCUGUGUUCGGUUUGUCAUCUUGAUCUGUAGUGCUGCGGGGAGAGCGGCAUCAUAGCAUCGCGUGGUUCUGCAUUGGUUUACUGACAAACCUGCACUCGAUCGCAAAUUUUGUUGGUGCUCGAACUGCGGUGUAGCUCUAAGCUGUAAUGUAAAUGAUGGUAGUAGUGCAAAGAGCCAAGCUCUUGGCAGGCACCUACUUUUUUUUUUUUUUUUUUACCUGUACUUCGUUACUCGACAUACUGACUAGAGCACUGCUGUAAGCAGUAUGCUGGCCACUUCUGUAGGUCGUAUGCUGGGGAAGUUACACUUCCUGAAAAUUUUAUGGUCGCUACUAGUGCUGACCCCCCACCCCCCGCCUUUUCGAACACCCUUGCUUUGUUUGCUCUCGCCAAACACAACAGCACUGAACGAAAAGCUGAAUGCGUGUGUUAUACACACAGGGUGUGUUAUUGUGUUAUGCACACAGCCUGUGUUACCACUCCCUGUGUUAUCGCGCUGACUGCUUGCAUGGGUCUUUCGCCCACGCUCGCCCAUUAUUGAGAUUACAUUGGCGGCCUAGCUUGCUUGAGCACUGGUGUCACGCUGCAAAAUGGCAACACAUGAUCUUUUGUAACAUUGUGUUAUCGCCCUGCCCCGAAGAUGAGACAUUUCCACCCCCUCCCUGCCUUUCAUUUGCCCAACACUUUACAUGCGCUGUUUUUAGUUUAACACUUUUGUGUUGGCCUUUUUUUCUUUCUUUUUUUAAAAUUUCAUAGCACAGAGGAAAAGAAAAAGCCGUUGCUGUUGCCGUGUGGUCUUUGCCUUUUGUUGCCGAGCUUUGUCACUGUUUACCACGUAAUCCUAACACAUCAUUCUCUCUUUCUCUUUGCAUAUGUUAUCUACUUGUUUAGCCAAGAUGAGGGACCCGCAAAAAGCCUUGCCGCUGUCCCGGCUAGCUUGGUUUUCCCGACUAUUCUAUAUCUACCGAGUUCUUUAUUUUCUGUGUUUUUUUCCCCUAUACCGUGUAGUUCUCACGGUUUAUGUACGAGAAGAGCUUGGUUGCAGGUUUUACUGGCUUUUCGCUUUGUUAUCUGCGACUGUCUCUGGUUCACUGGGUCUUCGUUUUUUUCUUUUUAUUCUCUGUCUUAUGCCUUUGAUAUGUUGCGCCUUCUCAUUUUGCCACUGGGCUUUUUUACUUUGGGUGCCUUCUGACUAUUUUCUGUUACAGUACUUCGACCUUUAUUUUUUCUGCUGUGUACACUGUGGCUUAACAUUUUUUUUUUAUUUGCCUGGGGACCAACCCAUAGGUCGCAUGGCUUUCACACUUUUUUGCCUGUGCUUCUGUUUCUUAUUUUAUGUAAUAAAGCUCCACUCUCCACGCUUUUGCCUCGUCUUUCUUGCACCUCCCCGUAAAACCCUCUGUACCACACACAUUUCAGUCUUAGUUCUAAGUCUUUUUUUUUUUCACACGCUCUGCUACCCGUGCCGUUUCAAUUCAGGGGGUGGCCCUCGUGCCCCAUUGCUGUGUAGUCUAAACCAACGUGCCGGCAUUGAUUGAACGUCGAGGGUUUUCGCGUAUCCUUCCAGCCUAUCGUAGUGCGACUUUUUGAAAGCCUAAAUACCUUGUGCUUAGCUUUUGGUACAUCGGCACGGUUAUGAGGUUAAUGGUUUUGUUGCGGUGAGCGAGUGAUGACACAAUGCCGUUCCACUCUCAUUACCUCGAAGGAGAAGCAGCUUCAUCGGCCUGCCGUAAAUUCUUCCGGCCUGUUCUUACAGUACGAAGCACGCAAGAGCAACGGCUUUGUCACUCCAGCUGCCAGGAGUUUUCUAGCAUUCCAAGUUUUUUUUUUUUUGUCUUUUUAUCCCCGCUAUGCCUUAUUUUUCCCUCCUGCAUUACGGGGAUUUGGAAGGGGUUAAACGCUCCCUCUUUCGUGCACAUAAUCCUGUGAACAUCUUUUCCAUAUGUAGCUUGGUUCCUGAAGUGUUUGAGAUUUUUUGUUCCCCACUUUAUUUUUUAGUGUCUUGUUGGUGGUUGUGUUAACGAUGUAAUCUGCCUCCUUUACUGUAUUUUUACACUUGCUCUGACAGCACCCCUCUCCCCCUCCCUCAAGCCACUGUGGCCCAGGCAGAUCUGACUUGAACAAAAUAACAUCCCCCCCAACACAUCAUCAUUUUUUUUAUUAUAUUGUAUCAUUUUGUUCUUGGCCAUUCAGCAUCGUUACCUCCUGUUACUGGGAGUACUGGGAGGAUUCGUGUUUAAUUUUAUGGAAGUGAAAGAAGCGAGUAUUUUGGUGAAUAAACAUGUUGAUUUCUUUUU
Messenger RNA from Rhipicephalus sanguineus (brown dog tick), 6614 nucleotides. RefSeq names its product polypyrimidine tract-binding protein 1 (gene heph). Bases 1443 to 3008 code for a protein of 521 amino acids. The record is from RefSeq and is a predicted model, not a curated record. Gene Ontology annotation, biological process: mRNA processing; regulation of RNA splicing. Lineage: Eukaryota; Metazoa; Arthropoda; Arachnida; Ixodida; Ixodidae. The transcript has 14 exons. Gene Ontology annotation, molecular function: mRNA binding. Gene Ontology annotation, cellular component: nucleus.